This is a messenger RNA of Sorex araneus (European shrew), 4859 nucleotides long. It is a transcript of the gene SFMBT2, whose product is annotated as Scm like with four mbt domains 2. Gene Ontology annotation, molecular function: histone binding; sequence-specific DNA binding; transcription corepressor activity. The coding region runs from base 311 to 2233 and encodes 640 amino acids. Gene Ontology annotation, cellular component: nucleus. The record is from RefSeq and is a predicted model, not a curated record. Lineage: Eukaryota; Metazoa; Chordata; Mammalia; Eulipotyphla; Soricidae. Gene Ontology annotation, biological process: regulation of DNA-templated transcription. The transcript has 17 exons.
GAAGUACUCGGACUGGACAGAGUUCCUCAUACGGGACCUGACUGGCUCCCGGACGGCGCCCGCCAGCCUGCUGGAAGGUCCUCUGCGAGGGAAAGGCCCUCUAGACCUCAUUACAGUUGGUUCCUUAAUAGAACUUCAGGAUUCUCAGAACCCUUUUCAGUACUGGAUAGUUAGUGUGAUUGAAAAUGUUGGAGGAAGAUUACGCCUUCGCUAUGUGGGAUUGGAGGACACUGAAUCCUAUGACCAGUGGUUGUUUUACUUGGAUUACAGACUUCGACCAGUUGGUUGGUGUCAAGAGAAUAAGUACAGAAUGGACCCACCUUCAGAAAUCUGUCCUUUGAAGAUGGCCUCUGAGUGGAAAUGUGCUCUGGAAAAAUCCCUUAUUGACGCUGCCCAGUUCCCUCUUCCCAUGGAAGUGUUCAAGGACCAUGCCGACUUGCCCAGCCACUCCUUCAGAGUCGGCAUGAAGCUGGAAGCCGUGAACUCGCGGGAGCCUUUUCAGAUCUGUCCUGCGUCCGUGACCCAGGUCUUUAACAAUCACUUCUUCCAAGUGACCAUCGACGACCUGCGGGCAGAGCCCAGCGCCCCCUCCAUGCUGUGCCACGCGGACUCCUCGGGGGUCUUACCCGCCCAGUGGUGCCUGAGGAACGGAGCUGACCUCACCCCCCCAAAAGGCUACGCCGGCCGGGCCUUCGACUGGGCGGACUACCACGAGCAGCACGGGACGGAGGAGGCGCCGGCCUCCUGCUUCAGAGACACCGCGUUCAGCCGGGGCUUCACAAAGAACAUGAAACUCGAAGCCGUGAACCCCCGGAACCCCCGGGAGCUGUGCGUGGCCUCCGUGGUGGGCGUCAAGGGGAGGCUGCUGUGGCUUCACCUGGAAGGUCUCCAGACGCCCGUGCCCGAGUUCAUCGUGGACGUGGAAUCCAUGGACAUCUUCCCAGUGGGCUGGUGCGAGGCCAAUGCUUACCCUCUGACCACACCCCUCAAGAUGGCGACACAGAAGCAGAGGAAGAUUGCGGUGGUGCAGCCGGAGAAGCACUCUCCCUCCUCGGCGGAGAAGACAGCGCACAGAGAGCUCUGUGUCCUGCCUCACCUGGACACCGCAGGCCCUGCCAACGGCAAGUACAGCUGCCCGAAGCUCUUCAUCAACCACCGCUGCUUCUCGGGCCCCUACCUCAACAAGGGCCGCCUGGCCGAGCUGCCGCGCUCCGUGGGGCCUGGCACGUGCGUGCUGGUCCUCAAGGAGGUCCUCGGCAUGAUCAUCAACGCAGCCUACAAGCCCGGCCAGGUGCUCCGGGAGCUGCAGCUGGUCGAGGACCCGCACUGGGACUUCCAGGAGGAGACGCUGAAGGCCAAGUACAGAGGCAAAACCUACCGGGCGGUGGCCAAGAUCGUCCGCACGGCCGCGCAGGUGGCCGCCUUCUGCCGGCGCGUGUGUGCCCGGCUGGAGUGCUGCCCGAACCUCUUCAGCCCCGUGCAGGUGGCCGAGCACUGCCCCGAGAACUGCUCCACGUACACCAAGACCAAGUACACCUACUGCUACGGGAAGAGGAGGAGGGUCAGCAGGCCCCCUGUGGGCGAGCGCAGCGCGGACAGCGCCCCACCCCGGCCGGUACGGCGGCGGAAACGGCGCAGGUCUCUCCUGGCGCAGAGGCAGCAGCCGGCGUCCCCCGUGGGGGCGGCCCCCUCCGGAGAGGAGAGCGAGGACAAUGCGGCGGAGGCCCCGGAGGAGGAGAGCGGGGGUGAGGGUAGCGGCUCGGAGCCCCACGAUGACCACACGGACACGUCCAGUGAGCUGCCGGCUGCCCGGGCACCCGGGGCCACCGCCCUGAGGAGCGUCUUGGAGCCCCCGUGCCAGCUGCCCCCCGAGAAGACACGCCGUAACCGCAGGGCCCCGCCCCCCACCUGCACCCAGGGGGGCCCGGCGGCCAGCCAGGACAGAGCUGAGGACGCCCCGCCCGUGGGGGAGGAGGAGGAGGAGGAGAGGCUCGUCCUGGACAGCAACCCGCUGGAGUGGACGGUCACCGACGUGGUGCGCUUCAUCAAGCUCACGGACUGCGCGCCGCUGGCCAAGAUCUUCCAGGAACAGGACAUCGACGGGCAGGCGCUGCUGCUGCUGACUCUGCCCACGGUGCAGGAGUGCCUGGAGCUGAAGCUGGGCCCCGCCAUCAAGCUGUGCCACCAGGUGGAGCGGGUGAAGCUGGCCUUCUACGCCCAGUACGCCAGCUGACCGCCCUGCGGCACGGUGCCCACGCCACGCUGGCACAGGAAGCCCUCCCCGCCCCCUCGUGUGCCUGCCCGGGAGUGGGGCCCCCGUCCGUCUCCCUGCUCCACGCCUGCCCCUGGAGCCCGCCUCCUCGAUCCCGCACGUGGCCUCUGAAUGCCGGACCUGGACCCGCCCAGCCCCGCCUGCGGCUGUGCCAAGGUGGCCUGGUUGGAGCGUCUGGGGGCUCCUUGGGGGCUUGGCCGCUGUUGGACGCAGGCGGGGGACAGCUGGCCCCUUGGGAGUGGGCCGUGGACAUGGCAGUGAAUGGCCACUCCCAGGAUGCCCGUCCACGGGAACCCCGCCCACCCGGUGAGCCCUCGGGGCCUGGGUUCCCGGCAGCUUUCUGGUCCGCUGCCCCAUUUCCGAUUCUGCCCCAGACGCUGCCGAGUCCCGGAAGGAAAAGCUCCGGCUCUCGGGGGCAGGAGGGUGGGAAGGGGCAGGGGAAGGGGUGCCCACGCCAGCCGCUGCUCCCUCCGCGACUCUGCCCAGCCUGAAGGGGAGAGUCCAGAUGGGCCGAGUGAGGGCCGGGCGGGAAGUGGGAGCUGCCGGGCUGUUGGCUCAAGCCACGCCCGCCCCUUCCUCGCAGACAGCAGGCAGGGCGGCUCUCUACGGCCUCUGGGAGUCUCCGCUUGGGGCUGGCGCGUGCUGGCACCACGUGGCACCACGUGCAGGCGGGCUCAUGUGCGCGUGCUGUGGCCCCGUCCCUGCCCCGACCCAGCGGAGCCGCUGUGGGCUCUCCCGCCGGCUGGCAGGAACAGCCCUUCCCGCUGUUGAGAGAGGCGGUCACCAGCAGGCCCUGGGAGCGCCGGGCACCUCGCUUACACGGCUCCGGCCACCCGCGGGGCGCAAAGGCCCUGCCCGCAGUGUGUGGCCACCCGCUUUCAGCGCUGGGCCUGAGGAUGUCCAGGGGCUGGGAGGGUGGGGGGGACACCAGGUGGCCUGCUGGGCCCCGUCCGAGGGGGCCUGGUGCUGGGACCAGCCUGGCGUAGGGUUCUGCCCCCACGAGCCCUGGCAGUGGCCCUGCAGGCUGAGCCCGGGCGUGUGAACCAGAAGGAUGGACACGGCAUGGUGCUGUGGGCACCUGGGCAGGCAGCUCCCAGGACCCUCGGUCCCUGCAGCUCCGGGCGUCCGUGUGUGGGGGAUGUGUGGGGCUGCCCGUCUGCACCCGCCAGCCACCCAGCUCUCAUCUGCAUGUCCCACCUGUGCCCACCGAGGGCCAGCGGCUCCCAGGGCCCGGGCGGGCACUGCUCCCUCACACCUGCCUCUGCCAGCCUCCGCCCCAGCCAGGCACUCCGUUGGUCUGCUGCCCCGCUCAGGACCACCUCGGGCCCCCCGAGCCUCCUGCCCUCCUCCGCUCCCCGGCCCGGCAUCGCCGCCCUGGGCCUCUCGGGGCCCCAUCGGGUCUGCUGUCUGGUAUUGGCCACGCAGGCGCGUCACAGUGCUGGGACCCCAGGACACGCAUGCCCUGAGGCCCACUGCCCGCAGGGUCAGAGCUGCCAAGCGGGGAAGACCCCACACGUGAGAAUCCAGCCCGGAAGGGGGAGGGGCAGAAAAGUCUGCUUGGAAAGAAAUCACCCCCCAUAGACGGGCAGAACCGCCCCGGAAGUUGGGGUCCUUGGCGCCCACCCAGCCUGCAGGGUCGUCGGGGCGAGGGCGGGGGGCCGUGGGCUCUGUCAGACGUGGAAGGUCAUCUCGUGUGAUCUGUUCCUCCGUCAGUCUCACCGCCCCGACUUCGGUGCAGCCACGCCGUCCCCUGGCCCGGGGCCGCCUCUGAAGGUGGGCUCGAGCCUCGUCCUGGAGGCAGGAGGGCUUUCCUGGGCAGACCCCGGUCCGAGAGGACUCCCCAGGGAACUGGGUGCAGAGGCUGCUCGGAGGUGGCCUCGCCCUGUAGAAAGCACGUGAAGGGAACCGGGGCUCAGGGGCCCGGGGCCUUCAAGGCAGAUACCGAGGUGCACGGAGUGUCUCUGCUGCAGCAGCUCAAGCAAGGGGGCGCAGUCUUGGCCCCUCAGAACGACUCUCACCGUUUCCUGAUCAGAGUUCUGGUAAAUUCAAGGGAGUUUGCUCCCGGCGUGGUCGGAUGCUGGUUGCUUCACUACCUGGGACUCACUUCCUCUCCCCAGAACCUGGGUCCUUCCUAGGGCCUCCAGGGGACAGGGCACUCGUGUGGCCCUGCGGCAGGGGAAAAGCACCUCCCGAGGUGUCUGCGUGGGAAGAGAAGGUUCUGGAACAGCCUCGGGGUGGGAUAAUCAUCGUGUUGGGAAGGGAGCUGGCGUGCCCCGGAAGCGUGAUGACCGCCAGCGUCUGUGAGGAGGUCUGCCCACCCACUGCCCACUUGGAAUCUUUCUUGUGGAAGCUUCACUCCUGUUUAGUUUAUGUUCUAGUGCAUAGAAGGGAAAAUGGGUGUUUUGGCUUUUGAGGUUUGUAGGACAAAGGGCAUGUUGUCUGCUGUAAGACUGUAUUCUGUAUAUACGUUCUCUUGUAAAUAACAUCUAUAGCAGAGUUCUAUUUUAAUUUCUAUUCUAAACGGAAAAUCCCUUUCUACUUGAAGACUUGUACGCCACAUUGUUAAUAAAGGAAAAAUGAAUUCUGA